AUGGUUUGUGGUUGUCGGAAGUCAAUCAUUUCUGUCCUGAACAUCACUGUAGGAGUUCCUCAGAGUACUGUCCCAGUCCAAACCGUCUUCAGCUGCUUCAUCAAUGACCUUUUCUUCAUCAUGAGGUUGAAGAUUUCCAAGAUUAUUGUAGUUGGAGACUUGUCAGUUGGAAAAACAUGCUUAAUCAAUCGAUUCUGCAAGGACACAUUUGACAAGAAUUACAAAGCUACUAUCGGGGUGGAUUUUGAGAUGGAGCGGUUUGAAGUAUUGGGAGUUCCCUUCAGUUUGCAACUGUGGGACACGGCAGGACAAGAAAGAUUCAAGUGUAUCGCAUCCACGUACUACAGAGGUGCACAAGCGAUAAUAAUUGUAUUUGAUGUCAAUGACGUAGCAUCAUUGGAUCACGUAAAACAAUGGUUGAGAGAUGCCCUUAAGGAAAAUGACCCCACCUCUGUCCUGUUGUUUUUAGUUGGGACAAAGAAAGACCUUAGCUCAGCUGCCCAGUAUAAUUUGAUAGAGAAAGAUGCCAUCAAAAUUGCCAAGGAAAUAAAAGCUGAAUAUUGGGCAGUGUCCUCUCUAACAGGAGCGAAUGUAAAAGAGUUCUUCUUCAGGGUUGCAUCGUUGACCUUCGAAGCUAAUGUACUGGCUGAGCUAGAAAAGACUGGCCCCAGGAAGAUUGGGGAUGUUGUUCGCAUCAACAGCAAUGACACAAACCUGUUUAAAAAUGCAAAGAAAUCCAAGCCUAAUUGCUGUCAAUGACAGAGAGCCGCACUGCCAUUCUAACAGGUUACAUGUUGCACUGCGUUCAUUUUUAACCAAAGUUUUCUCACAUCAACAAAAUGUCACCAGCCACUUACGAUUGCCUUUAUAAUGCAUAUCAAUGUUAAGAGAUUAAAGAGAAAUGUCAUUCAGGCGAUAUGCCCAGCAAGGAACCCUGUCCAUUUGCAAAUACUGCUGUCAAGCCUUUCCCAUGUAUUUCAAUCCUGCAACAUGUCAUAAUCAUCAAUGGAAAAAGGUAACAUUCCCAUGAACUGAAGCUCACUUUGAUGUCAAUUGGGUUGAACUCUGUUGUAACCAGGAAGAAAAACAUUGUUGAAGAUUUUGUGCCUCACACUGCUGACUUAGGACAAAAAUAAAGAGCAAAUGUCUGAGACGGAAACUAGAACAAGGUACCCACCAAAAUUCCUCUUGGGGGUUUUCCUGGUUUUAUAUAUGGUGCAUAACAAGAUGUGGAAAACUGGGCAUUGAGUCUCACAGAUUCUUAAAUGAGUUCAUUCAAUUGAUAAUCAUUUACAAUAUUAGAGAGAAAAAUGGAUGGUCUCUCUUACAUGCUGAUUUUUCUGCAUUUGUCUCUACUGAGUAAUCCAUAGCCCCAGGUGCAGGACCAGGAAAAUACCGUAUUUGACAGUACAAGAAGACUCUGCAAGAUUGCACGAAGGAGCGUCAUCAACGAUACUGUAUUCCCAAUUCUAUAGCUGAACCAAAGUUUUGUCAUGUUUGUAUGUACUCAGUGCUGAUGUGAGGAACUGCAGAGUUGGAGUGUUUAUGUGUUAAGGAGACAUUGUUGCCAUGUUAGGAUAGUGUGGAGCUGGAGGAACACAGCAGGUCAGACAGCAUCAG
This is a messenger RNA of Rhincodon typus (whale shark), 1620 nucleotides long. RefSeq names its product ras-related protein Rab-34-like. The coding region runs from base 1 to 759 and encodes 252 amino acids. The record is from RefSeq and is a predicted model, not a curated record. Gene Ontology annotation, molecular function: GTP binding; GTPase activity. The transcript has 9 exons. Gene Ontology annotation, biological process: endocytosis; phagosome-lysosome fusion. NCBI's taxonomy places the organism in Eukaryota, Metazoa, Chordata, Chondrichthyes, Orectolobiformes, Rhincodontidae.